Anthostomella pinea is the source of this 435-nucleotide messenger RNA. The record is from the annotation of a GenBank genome assembly. Lineage: Eukaryota; Fungi; Ascomycota; Sordariomycetes; Xylariales; Xylariaceae.
AUGGUGGAGAAGGCUGGAAGUAUCAGUUCUCAAUCCCGAACGCGGAGCAUGGCGCCGAUGGUGCAGCGUAUUUCAGCUGGCCGUACUCUGGUACCUACCACAACGCCAACUUUACCAAUCGCGUUUAUGGAGAUGCUUGGAAAUUUCAUCGUCAACGACAACCCGUCAGUCUCCAGCCUAUACGACAAUGGCAUCAACACUGGCAACACCACCUACAACCCUGUCAGCGACUGGCCGCCAUACAGCAUCUACAACCCUCUGUUGAUGGACUUCAACACGACAUGCCCGGAGACCACCGAAAUCGGUGGACUGCCUUACUGCACAGGGUCAACGCAGAAGAACGAGUUCCGGCUGGCUGAUGCGUACACUUGGGAGGGUGGACGCGGUGUUCGCUGCGACUUCUGGCGGAACAUGGGCAAGAAGGUGCCUGAGUAG